This is a messenger RNA of Drosophila albomicans, 1236 nucleotides long. RefSeq lists its product as uncharacterized. Lineage: Eukaryota; Metazoa; Arthropoda; Insecta; Diptera; Drosophilidae. The transcript is spliced from 2 exons. The record is from RefSeq and is a predicted model, not a curated record. Bases 87 to 1094 code for a protein of 335 amino acids.
AUUCAUUGUGUAGGAACAUAAAAAAAAAUAAUAAAAAAAUUUUUAGUUUUUAGUUUUAUAUUUUAAUAACUUUUGAACUUAAUAUAAUGGCCGAUUUUCCAAAAUGUUUAUCAGAUGACUCACUUUACGAGUACGAACAGAACGAAAAGAAACGACUUACACAGACUAGUAACCCCAAGAUAGUACAUUUUAGGCGUAAUGUGAGACCAUCUCAUACAAGCCACAAGCUCAGACAAAGACCCUCCCAACUGCUGCACGUGCAACAAUGGAGGGAUCACCGUCAUCGGCUCAAACAGAUUGCGAGCAACUUGGACAACAAGCCCCCCAGAUAUCAGGCAGCUCGACAGACUGGCGUCAUGGGAUUGUAUAAUAAUGCCAUUACUUUUAUGAGCCGGACCAAGGCAAACAUGCAGAUGUUAAUGGAAUUGUCACAUUUCCUGCGUACCCGUGGAGCUAUUCAAACAUUUCGAUCCGAUCGCUUGUAUACCACGUCUUCAUUGGCUUAUAAAAUUAAGACGUUAGAGCGUGUGGAAGAGGAAAAUCGUGACAUUGCCAAGCGUCUCCUUGACGUGGUUAGCCAAGUUGAUACGGGCCUUAAGGCGAAGUCUAAAACGUGUCAGCCUCCCAAGAAAACGCGUUCUCGUCGCAUAAAACCUUUCACUAUGGACGAGAUGCCACUCAAGAAAUACGAAGGAUAUAACUUUGAGAUGCCCCAGACAGACGAGGAACGCUGGCUGCUCUUUCGACCCCUUAUUUACUUUGAUAUUUAUCUGAAAGACUCGCGACCUCUUGGCCGAAUUGUCGUAGAGCUGUUCACAGAGGCAGCUCCUGUUGUUGUGCUGGAGUUGGUGCGAUCCUGCGUGUUCAAUUUGCAUAACAAAUUUGCUAUCAGAAGAGUCUUUCCAGAUCUUUGGCUUGACGCAGAAUUGCCACUGUCGAGUAAUUCAGAGCUGCGCAAACCAUUAGAGUAUGACGCCAAAGUUAUUGAUCAUGGUGCCUCUAGUUAUGUAUUGUCAUUUAGCAAGGACUAUCUAAAAGCCCCUGAAUGCAGCCAACGGUUCUCGCAUUGGCUUCGGUCGUGUAAUCAAGAAUAGCAAGAUCAUCGACAGUCUUCAGUGUUAUGGCACCAAAAAUGGUGUCCUUAGACGGGGUAUCCUUUUUACUGGCUGUGGGGUUUUGUAAAUUUUACACAUUUUCCAAAUUUCACGUACAAUAAAUUCUUGUAUACUUUCAUAA